Molecule: messenger RNA, 2253 nt
Organism: Cladocopium goreaui
Lineage: Eukaryota; Dinophyceae; Suessiales; Symbiodiniaceae
Source: the annotation of a GenBank genome assembly
AUGCCGAGGGUUGCGGCACAACCGAUCGCUACGGAGGAUGAAGCAGCUGAAAAAAAGAGACAGAAGCAGCAAAUGAUCCUAAGUGCUGCAAAGAUGGGAUCCAUAGAGCUGCAAGCAGAUUCCAACAUCCGCCUGCAACUCCCACACAGCCCGCCAAUGCCUCGCUGCGCGGCAAGGCCGUUUGCUGCAGCACUUCGCCGACGUUUCCCAUCCAUGAAGAUCACAGAUUGGGACGGGGACGACGAUGGGAAACUGCCAACGGCAUUUUCAAUGCCGCAGGCCCUUGUACCAGAUUACCUGCAAUGGGCGAGGAGCUUGGGCGUGUCCGAAGACAAACUUCAGCUUCCUCCAUGGUUGGCAGGCCUAGUGGAGACGAAAGAAGAACUGCAGGAGGCAAUAGAUGAAAAGGAACCAGACUUUUUCUCCGAGCCAAAAAGUCAUGAACUCAUGGAAUACCAGAGGCAGGGAAUCAAAUUUGGCAUCCGAAGAGGAGGCAGAGUACUGAUUGCGGACGACAUGGGUUUAGGAAAGACCGUGCAAGCCCUUGGAAUAGCUUGGGAGUAUCGGGAGAGCUUUCCCAUGCUCAUAGUCUGCCCAUCAUCUCUGCGGAACGUUUGGGAAGACCAGAUACAAAGAUGGCUCGGUCUGGAUCCUGAAACUGUGCAGAUUAUUUUUUCCGGCAGCACUCCAAUUGAGAGCACGGCUCGGAUCGUGGUUGUGAGCUAUGCUUUGCUCGGAAAGUCGGAGCAACUCCAAACCUUCCAUGGCAAGACCUAUAAACUCGUGAUUAGCGACGAAUGUCACUACAUCAAGAACCCAGAUGCUCAAAGGUCCCAGGCCCUGUUGAAGGUCGCUGGGGCUGCUGAGCGCGUUAUUUUGGUGUCUGGAACGCCAAUACUCAAUAGCGCAAUGGAGCUGUACCCCCUGUUGCAGAUUUUGGACCCCAAGAUCGCCGACAAACAUGAAUUUGCCAGACGGUACUUUGGGGGUAUCAACACGGACUUUGGAAAGACGAAGUACAUAGAUCCUCGCCGGGAGGAGGAGCUCCAUGCAUAUCUCUUCAAGACUGUUGGGAUUCGGCGGAAGAAGGAGCAGGUGUUGUCUCAGCUUCCUCCAAAGACUAGGCAGACUAUACCGCUGGCUGCCUCAUCUCCCAUCGGCAAGCUGAAAGCGAUGGAGGACAAGCUUUUCAAAUUUGCUGGCGAGGAUGCAAAAAAAGAUCCAAAGUGGUGGGCAGAUCUCCGAACAGCUUCCCACUUCCUGAUGGAGGCAAAGAAGAGGUCAGUGGGGGAGUAUAUCACAGAUGUUAUCGACAACGGGAUUGGGAAGUUCCUUCUCUUUGCACAUCACAAGGAGAUGUUGGACUCCUUAGAAACCGUGUUGAAAGAGAGGGUCGGCGGUGGCGGAUACAUUAGGAUCGAUGGCAGCACGCCCCAGCGCCAGAGAGCGGACCUGGUGAAACGAUUCCAAGAGGACCUCCACUGUCAUUGCGGGUUGCUCUCCAUCACAGCUCUUGCAGAGGGUCAGACCCUCACCAGCGCCGAGAUCGUCAUUUUUGCCGAGUUGGUGUGGACGCCGGGCACCAUUGAUCAAUGUGAGGGACGGGCUCACAGAAUCGGCCAGCAAGGAUCGGUACUUAUUCAGUACCUGUUGUUGCAAGAUUCGGAGGUUGAUCGCAGGUGUUAUCAGCGUCUGGAAGAAAAACAUAAACAUGCUGCCAAAGUGCUGGACAACAAAGAAUCUGCAUUUUGGGAAGAGACUGUGGGCCAAGAGAAGGCGAAGAGAAUGGCUGGACAAGGGCUCGGUGACAGGCCGGAUAGCCGACCAAAACCUUUCACCUCAUACAUGGCGCACCCAAAAUCACGAGCAGAGCCAGUCAAGGCUGAAGGCCUCGCUGUGCAAAAGGCUGUGAAGCCAAAGUCCAAGUCCAUACCAAAUGCAAGGAGCACGGCCUCCAAAAGCACACCAGCGAGGGUGCCAGCUCCCUCGUUGCCACUCCCAGAUGUUGAGUCCUACAAGAUCUUGGAUCAUCUCCAUUUGGGCCUGAACGUGAAAAUCGGGGCCACCUACUCCAGACAAGAGCUGGAAGCAAGAUGUAAAGGAAACGAACAGAAGUUGGGGCGGUUGCGUUUCCAUUUUCGAGAUCUGAAGAAGCUCCAACGGGUGGAUUCUGGGUCUACCAAGUCUACUGAGUCUACCCGUGAGCCGCCCACGAAGAAGCCACGGACAGAUGAACCUGAGGACUUGUGGUAG